AUGCUCGCUUGCCCCCCGAUGCUGGGGCCCGCACGCCUUCAGGAAAGGUCGCCGGCGAGCCUUGUGCGAGGGAACGAAUGGGCGGUGGCCGUAGCCCUCAGUCCAUCACAACACCACGCCCGCACGAAGCUUCUCUCCCGCCCAACGUCCACCAUGCGCCAGGCCUCCGCGACCUCCUUAAGCACGCCCUUCUCGCCAUACGCUCCCUCCAACUUUUCCGCGCCCGCAGAAUCGAGAGGUACUUCGCCGAUGGCUCUGCGGAGCGCUGCGUCCAUGGCAGCCCCGUACAAUCCGCAGCAAUGGGGACGGAACGGGCCUACGGGAGGGACAUAUGUUCCGCAUUCGAGCCCGCAAUCAGCUACCGUACCGCCGAGGCAGAGGGAAUUGACCGGACUGGAGGCAAAUCUGCCGUCUCCUCCUCCACCGUACACUCCUGGACAAGCUCCCAUAGGUGCCUCUCCCCAUAUGUCCAGUGGAGCUUUUGCCCCCUCCCAUAACCCGUCUCCGAGCUCUGGCCACGGCGAAUAUCUACUGCAGCAUCGGACAUCGUCUGGAUCAGACUACUAUAGGUCACCGCCUGGUUUCGAUAAUAGGAUAUCAACGGCAUCCUCAGUACCUUCCAGUGCUUUGAACCCUCCCGGAACGCCCUCAUUUCCUCCCCCUCCCCCUCAGAGUCGUAGAGAUCACUCAGAGUCACGGCCAAGACCAGAAAAGCAGCACUCGCUCUUCAAUCUUUCCAGCUUGACGAGGGGCCGCGCUUCAGACAAUACCACGCCGCCUAGCGCCAUUGAAUCUCUGCGUAUCAGUACGAGCGAUGUACUAUCCCGUAAUUCGCUCAACCCCGGUCAUGGGUCAAGGCCGUCGCAGCCUCAAAUUUCGAUUCCUCCACCAGAACGCCGAUGGAGUCCAGACUCUCCAGCGAGAGCACCGGCCGCCCGCCGGGCAGCUUCGACAGGCGCCAUAGGCCUAGCAGGCGCAAGCGGUAGGACUCCUAUCGACCAUUCUCCAUUGCUCGGCCAAACUUGGGAACCGGGAAUGCCACUGCCUCCUCCGCCACCUGGCCCUCCGCCAAGCAAUUCGAGGUCCCAAAGCAUGAGCCGUACACCGAACUCCUUUACAAGAGGAGAUGGUCCAGUGCCUGCCCCUCCGACCAGACGACCUGCGCAGACCGGAACAAGCCUGACUCCCAUACCGCCAACUCCAAUAGGAUGGCAAGAUGAAGCUGAUCGAGCUCGGUCGAGAUCUCCUGCUGCUCAUGGCUUACAUCUGGAUACCACUGGCCACGGAUUGUAUAUGCCACGAGCCCAAGCUACUUCCAUUAACCCAGGGUCAGGGUCAGGGUCAGGGUCAGGGUCAGGGUCAGGGUCAGGAUCGGGAUCGGGAUCGGGAUCGGGAUCAAAUCUCGACCAAGCUUUGUCGUCCACACUCUCGUCUGGUGGUUUGGCGCGGACUCCAGCAAAACGUGAUCCGAGUGCCAGAGGCAUACGGGAACGACGGAGUGAAAGCCGCGCCGCACGUGAAAGGGCGGUGGAUAGGGCGGCAGAAGCACCCAGAGCUGCCGAGCCUAACAACAAUCCAUGGGCUAUCGAUAUGGAGGCUGCCUCUUCGAAGCCGGCUGAUUUGGUUCUAGCCAGCACGACAGAUGGUGCACUUAGCCGACGACGAGGAGCGGCGAAAGGCACUCCAAGGAGUGGACGAAACAUGUACUCACCUAGAGACGGGCAGACGCUGUCAGGAACCACGAGGUCAUAUGAUGACCUGCAAGAUCCAGGCUCCAAUAACUCAACGCCUAGAGUGGAGGUUAAUAGGAUUAGGUCUCCUGAGAUGUUUGCGCCAACGCCACCAUUCUCUCCAGGUGCCGACAGAUUCAAGCAAAGUAUUGUCCAGAGAGGUUCUCCAGCGAUACCACCGAAGACCCUUCCCACACCACCGCCUCAGCAUGUGGGGGAUGAAUACGGCUUGUCCGUGCCUAAACAACAAACCCCGCGGCCAAUUUCUCACAUACUGCACACACCGAAUAUGGAAGCUGGGUCGAUGCCUGCGCCACUUUCUCCAGCUCGUCCACCUUCUGCCCCGACCUCAGCUGGUCUGAACACCAGUACUCCUAAGCCCAGCGAACGGGAUCUGUUUGCUCAGUCAGCUAUCGAACGCCAUCGCAAGUUCAUCGAACAAGAAAUAUCAGCCCAAAGUGAUCAAGAUAGACUAGAACUCUUCGCGGAAUUCAUCGUGGCGGAGUCGAGGCUUCGGCGAGAUCGUUACUCGACCGCUUUCGAUGCGAUGGCCAGUGACAUCCUAGAUCUUACAAGGGAUAUGUGGAGGUCAUAUGGGAUUACUGGACGGCGCUCAACUACACCAAACGCAUCCGCUCUUCCGAGUGCAAAGUCUCCUGAUGCGAGAAUCAGCGCUCCGACCACUGCUGCUAGUCCUGCCUCGUCGAUGGCCAUGGAUACUCCACACACCGAACCGAGUUCACCAGCGAGCGCCUCAAGUCAAGGAAGGGGACGAGGAGAAAGUCAAGCAUGGAACAGCUUCCAGCCAUGCCUUUCCCCAAUUCCUAGUAUGACGGUCAGCACGGUAGCGGAGGAAGAAGACUCACGUGGAAGGUCGGCAAGUCGGUGGUGGGAAGCCAGCGCAGAUGGCUCUGACGGUCGAGGCGGCAAACGGAUCGAGCGAAGCAAGAGAGAAUCCAAAUACAUGGGUCUACCGCGAGAAGCACAAGAGCAUCUACAAUGGGAGGCCGAAGCGUCGCCGUCAUACGGCCCGGGGCCGAGCACCCAGCCGCACUCCUAUGGACCAGACGAAUACCCUCCUGAGAAGAGCGGGCUCCACGAUCUUUCAUAUCCGCCGUCCAGCCAUUCGUACAGUCUGUACUCGCAUUCCGCCCCCGCGACCCCGGAUCCAUAUAAGCUAGAUGUCUCGCGACUGGUAACGCUUCCACCGCCAUAUCCUCGCCAUCAUCCCGCCGUGAACAACAAUCACCCUGACCUUGCUUCAAUCCGAUCCAGUCUGCGGACACUUUCGGAUCUGCAAGAUGUUGCACCAAUGAAGGAGAACUUCGCUACCAAGAAUAAUGCACAUAGAGAGCAGGAACGGACAAACCUGUCAGAUAGACGCAACCAGCUUCGGUAUAAUAUUCAAGAAAAUAUCCGCACCGGUGCGAUGUCAUUCGCAGACGCAGCAGCCGCCGAGGCCGACUUUGAUGCACGGGAAAACAAACGAAGCCAGGACUUGGUUCAAAGUACUUUCGACGAAUUCCAGAAGGAGGUUGCAAGCCCUUUGCAUGCUAUGCUUUCGGAACGCGUUACAAAGAUAUCUGCGUCAAUUGAACAACUUCGCAGCGGCCUUUUCAACGACGCGCGGGAAUCAAAUCCUAAUCAGACUCAAGAAGAGGGUGACGAGCAGCCCGAGCUUUUGGAGAAGCUGACGUUGCUUAAAUGGCUCUUCGAAGCGCGGGAACAGUUGCAUCGGGAAAUGUUUGAGCUUGAGGACGAGCGAAACGAUCGCUACAAGGACAUCGUUAUAACGCCAUACAAGCAAGUGGGCAACGAUAGCAAAGUGCGAGAAGCCGAAAACUUCUUCCGGCGCGACGCACAAGACAGAAAGGUUGUGUUCGAGAAGGAGACACUCAAGCGAUUCGAAGAGUUCAUUGCCGUCAUCGAAGGGAACGUUACCAGAGGCGUCGAAAUCCAGCUUUCGGCGUUCUGGGACAUUGCGCCUGGCCUAUUGGCUAUCGUGCAGAAGAUUCCUAGCCAGUUGGCUGGGUUCGAGAUCUUGAUCCCGCCGCAGGAGUUUGAGGAGAACCCGGCGUAUCACGACUUCCCGUUGCAGUACCUCUAUUCGCUGCUCGCGCAUGCCGGGAAGUCGGCGUACCAGUUCAUCGAGUCGCAGAUCAACCUGCUCUGUCUCUUGCAUGAGGUCAAGACGGGCGUGAUGACGGCAAAUUCCCGCCUCCUGGAGACGCAGCGCUAUCUAGCGGGCGAGGACUUCGCCAGCGUGGACCGCGAGAUGAAGGCGGUGCGAGACGAGGAGGAACGACGGCUGACGGAGGACCUCAAGGAGAAGGUGGGUCUGGUUGAAGGGCAGUGGCGCGAGGCUCUCGGGCAAGGCCUGAACGACUGCAAGACGCGGGUCGAGCAGUUUUUGGUGGACGAGGGCGGGUGGGACGAGAGUUUGAGCGAUUGAUUGUUUCUUGCGCGCCAGAUACCCAUUGUUAGCAAGCGUCUGCUGUAGAGUGUUUCGCAGCCGAUCUCCUUUGGCCAUCGAAAAAGCAGCUGUCCACGUUUGUGUUGUCUGGAGAGCAGACCUGUUGGCCACUAUGUCGGAUAUAUCGCUCUGUAUAUAUUAGCUAGACGGUAAGCGGACCGCCUUAAUGCAUAGUCAAGCUGAGAACUCCUAAUAAACUGUCUCGCCAUCGAUUUGUGCACUCUCUUGUAGUUCUGGUGGGGCUGUUGAGAAACUUGUUGGUAUCAUGCCGCUAGGGUGCUGCUGAGGUAGCCCAACGAGCCUACAGACUGUUCAGAACGACGGGCUUUCAUCAUGGUCAGUCUUCGGGAAACACGUAGAAGCGCUUCAUGCAGGAACAGAAACGUGUACG
Messenger RNA from Mytilinidion resinicola, 4594 nucleotides. RefSeq lists its product as uncharacterized. The coding region runs from base 1 to 4182 and encodes 1393 amino acids. The record is from RefSeq and is a predicted model, not a curated record. NCBI's taxonomy places the organism in Eukaryota, Fungi, Ascomycota, Dothideomycetes, Mytilinidiales, Mytilinidiaceae. The transcript is spliced from 5 exons.